AUGGGCGACACCUCUCUCGCUCCCUCCCCCUCUACCACCACCACCACCAAUCCCGAGAACGAAUUCUGGAUAUUCGGAUACGGGAGUUUAAUCUGGAAACCCCCUCCACAUUUUGAUCGUCGCAUCCCAGGCUAUGUAACAGGCUAUAUACGGAGAUUUUGGCAGCGAAGACCACCGCGGCACCCCCUCCUCCCCAGGCCGCGUCGUAACCCUAAUCUCCCACUCCCACUGGCUCACCCUCCACGAUCCGCAUUCUCUCCUCCCCUCCUCCUCCUCAUCCUCUCCAUCCUCCCCCCCAAAGACCUGGGGCGUCGGCCCUACAACACCCUUACUCCCACGUCGCCCAAGUACGCGAAUAUCUCGGACAUCCGCGAGAUAAACGGUUACACCAUCCACUACACCGAAUUUUAUCCCGCCGCCUCCUCUUCCUCUUCCUCCUUCACCGAAACCCAACAACAACAACAACAACAACCGAUCCAAACCCUCCUCUACAUAGGCACCCCCUCCAAUCCGCAAUUUACCGGCCCCCAAGAUCCGCAAGAAUUAGCUGAACACAUCUUUCGAAGUGAAGGCCCGAGUGGUUUGAAUCGUGAUUAUCUUUUGAGUUUGGAUGUUGCUUGUAUGUUGCUUUGA
Messenger RNA from Botrytis sinoallii, 633 nucleotides. RefSeq lists its product as uncharacterized. The coding region runs from base 1 to 633 and encodes 210 amino acids. Gene Ontology annotation, biological process: glutathione catabolic process. Gene Ontology annotation, cellular component: cytoplasm. NCBI's taxonomy places the organism in Eukaryota, Fungi, Ascomycota, Leotiomycetes, Helotiales, Sclerotiniaceae. Gene Ontology annotation, molecular function: gamma-glutamylcyclotransferase activity; glutathione specific gamma-glutamylcyclotransferase activity. The record is from RefSeq and is a predicted model, not a curated record. The transcript is spliced from 4 exons.